Messenger RNA from Salvia hispanica, 2710 nucleotides. RefSeq names its product G-type lectin S-receptor-like serine/threonine-protein kinase At1g11300. Gene Ontology annotation, cellular component: plasma membrane. The record is from RefSeq and is a predicted model, not a curated record. NCBI's taxonomy places the organism in Eukaryota, Viridiplantae, Streptophyta, Magnoliopsida, Lamiales, Lamiaceae. Gene Ontology annotation, biological process: protein phosphorylation; recognition of pollen. Gene Ontology annotation, molecular function: protein serine/threonine kinase activity; ATP binding.
ACCUACAAUGCCUCAAACAAUCACUCAAUUCUUUGUUCAUACAUCAAUACUUGUUCUAAUUCUCCAAAGCAUUGUAUGUUUGAGCUUACAAAAUGACACAAUUUCAGCCGGUGUGGUGAUCAGAGAUCCAGAGUCCAUUAUAUCAGCUAAGAAGGAAUACAAAUUGGGAUUCUUUAGUCCUCCAAACACAACCAACCGCUACUUAGGCAUCUUCUUUACCUUCUCCGAAGAAACCGUGAUAUGGGUCGCCAACAGAGACACACCCCUCCAAGAUUCUUCCGGCGCCGUUACUCUAUCCCGAGACGGCAAUCUCGUCGUCUUGGACGGGACCAAUCGAACCAUUUGGUCGACCAAUCUCACCACUACAUCUCCAGUCCUUAAUCCGGUCAUCCAAAUCCUGGACACUGGCAAUCUCGUCUUGUGGGAAGAGGCCUCGGGAAACACGUUGUGGGAGUCUUUCUCGCAUCCUACGGAUGUUAUGAUGCAGGCAAUGACGUUAAGCCAGAACGUAAAGACAGGGGAGCAGGUGCGUCUGACAUCGUGGAAAUAUGCCACUGACCCCUCGAUAGGGAGCUUCACUGGGGGCUUGGACGCCAUGAGCGGGGCGCCACAGCUUGUCACGUGGGACGAGGAGCGCCCGCACUGGAGGAGCGGGCCCUGGAACGGCCUGAUAUUUAUUGGGAUAAAGAUAAUGUUCAGCGCCUACUUAGACGGCUUCAAUCAAGUGAAGAAUGACAGUGAUGGGAAUUUCUUCUAUUCUACGCCGCAGAUAAAUGGUUUUAUAACAGUGGAAUUGAAUUCUUCAGGUACUCUGCUUCGGAAGGUGUGGGAUGGCGUGGCAAAGAGAUGGAACGUGGAAUGGACCGCUCCUGAGAAUGAAUGCGAUGUUUAUGGAAACUGUGGGGAGUUUGGUAGCUGUAAUGUUAUGGAAUCACCUAUUUGUAGUUGUUUGAGAGGUUUUGAGCCUGUAAAUGAGGAAGAAUGGGAGAGAGGGAAUUGGACUAAUGGUUGUAGGAGGAAGAGCCAGUUGCAGUGUGGAGACGAUGGAUUUGAGAGGUUGCGGUAUAUGAAGGUUCCAGACUUUGCUCAACCCUUGCCUUCUAAGGUUCUAGACGAGUGCCGGACCACAUGUCUGAGGAACUGCUCAUGCAUAGCUUAUGCUUAUGAUGGUAACAUUGGUUGUAUGUUUUGGAGUGAUACCUUGAUUGACGCUCAGGAGUUUGGUACUGUUGGUGUUGAUCUUUACCUUCGUCUCUCUCCUUCUGAAUUCGAUAGCCAGAAGGAGAGAAAGCUGUACAUCAUGAUUGGAGUUGCUGUGGGUUUUGUUUUCAUAUCUAUUCUGAUGUUUAUUGCUUGGUGGUUUAUAGUGAAGAGGAAAGGGAGCAAAGCGCAAGAUUCAAUUAUUUUGGAAGCAGGACAGAUGUUCACGACGGAUUCAACUGCAAUCGUACUAAAAAAUGAAUCGAAGGAAGUUAAUAUUGGCGAUUUGCCAAAGUUCACCUUCGAGAUGCUUGCUAAUGCAACAAACCAGUUCCAUGUAGAUAAUCUUCUCGGCAGGGGAGGUUUCGGUCCUGUUUACAGGGGAGUUCUGGCAAACGAAAAAGAAAUUGCUGUGAAAAGACUAUCAGCGGAAUCUGGACAAGGGAUGCAAGAAUUCAUGAAUGAAGUGAUUGUCAUUUCCAAACUCCAACACAGGAAUCUUGUCAAACUGUUAGGAGGUUGUGUUGAGAAAGAAGAGAAGAUUCUGAUAUACGAAUACAUGCCAAACAAAAGCUUAGAUAUAUGUCUCUUUGGUCGUACAAAUCCGACAAAGAAGUUGUUAGAUUGGAAUAUACGUUCCAGCAUUAUCGAGGGCAUCGGGAGAGGCAUUUUGUACCUUCAUAGAGACUCCAGAUUAAGGAUCAUUCACAGAGACCUUAAACCAAGUAAUGUUCUGCUAGACCAAGACUGGAAUCCAAAAAUCUCGGAUUUUGGGAUGGCAAGAAUAUUCGUAGGCAAUGAAGACCAUGGCAGUACCGCAAGAGUUAUGGGAACAUAUGGAUAUAUGGCGCCGGAAUAUGGAAUGGAAGGCAGAUUUUCUGAAAAAUCUGAUGUAUUCAGCUUCGGGGUGCUAAUAUUGGAGAUUGUGAAAGGAGAAAAGAACACACACUAUUUCAAUGAUGAAUUGUCCUUGGGUCUCAUAGGAUGUGCAUGGAAAAUGUGGAAUGAGGGUAACAGCUUGAGUUUCGUUGAGGAAAGCAUUGCAAGUAGGGAGACGGAGGAAGAGAUGGUUCGAUGUAUUCAGAUAGGGCUGCUGUGCGUCCAAGAAUCGCCAAACGAUAGACCUCUGAUCCAAACAGUUCUGUCGAUGUUGAGUGGUGAAAUUUUGAAUCUGCCAGUGCCCAAACAGCCCGUGUUUGCAGAAAAUGGUUCGAACUCGGCCCCCAAUGGAUCAACACAACAAUAUGUCUUCUCCAAUAACGAGCUCACUCUUAGUGCGCUUGAUGGAAGAUGAUUCUUAUCCCAGAUCACUAUAUUAUCCUCUCUUGAUUUACACAAUUUUGUUUUCCUAGAGUUAUUUGUAUUGUUUUUUCACUUUCAUUAGUAAUAAUAAAUAAAUAUCCAUCUUUAAUUAGUACUCCCUCCGUCCACCAUUAGGAGUCUCGUUGACUUGCCCAAUGUAUUUCAUAAUAAGCCAAUCCAUCAAUUUAUCUUGUUUUAGCCUUCUCGC